Neoarius graeffei (lesser salmon catfish) is the source of this 1359-nucleotide messenger RNA. RefSeq names its product multiple inositol polyphosphate phosphatase 1-like. Bases 1 to 1359 code for a protein of 452 amino acids. The transcript has 5 exons. The record is from RefSeq and is a predicted model, not a curated record. Gene Ontology annotation, molecular function: acid phosphatase activity; inositol phosphate phosphatase activity. Lineage: Eukaryota; Metazoa; Chordata; Actinopteri; Siluriformes; Ariidae.
AUGACCUUCUUGUGUUUAUUUCUAGUUGUGUUUAAUCUUCACACUGUGUCUUUUGCACGUCCAUCAUCCUGGUGUAACGUGAUGUCACCACCCGGACCCGUUCCAGCCAACGUGAAAUAUUUCAACACCAAAAGUCGUUAUGAAGAGGUGAACCCUCAUCUCAAAUCUGAUAUUUUGGCCAUCAAUGAGUCCUGGGUGAAACCUCCAUCUCCAGAAUGUCGAGCCGUCCACCUGAGCACCAUCAUCAGACACGGAACCCGGUACCCCACCUCAGGGAACAUCAAGAAGAUGAUCCGGGUCUCCAAGAUGGUGCAGAGCCAAGCUGAUCUGAGCUGCAUCAAGGAGCUCCAGAGCUGGAAGAUGUGGUAUAAGGAGAUCAUGGAUGGACGGCUGGUGGACAAAGGACGCUCAGAUCAUCGUCAUUUGGCUCAGAGGCUGGUUAAAUCAUUCCCAAAGCUGAUAACGAAGGCGAACAUCGAAGAGGGACGAGUGAAGUUCAUCACCAGCUCCAAGCACAGAUGUAUCAACAGCACUCUGGCUUUCCAACUCGGACUCUUGGAGGGUCUCGGCAUUAAAGAUGUGGAUCUGCCGCACACCAUUAACGAUGAUUUGAUGCGUUUUUUCGAUAAAUGUCGGCGUUUGCUGGAGACGGUGGAGAACAACAAAGAUGCUACGAUGGAGGUAGAACUUUUUAAGAAUGGCCCUGAGAUGAAGAGAGCUCAGGAGAAACUCGCUGAUCGAUUACAGCUUCCUUACAGCAAUGUCACUGCAGACUUUGUGGAGACGGUGUUUUAUCUGUGUGCGUACGAGUUCACCAUCCUCAGCGUGAAUUCACCCUGGUGUUGGUUACUCGACGAAGCAGAUGGACAGGUACUGGAGUACGCUGGGGAUCUGAAGCAGUUUUGGAAACGUGGGUUUGGUCACGACAUUAACAGGAAAUCAAGCUGCGUUCUCUUCCACGAUCUGUUCAAACGCCUCGACACAGUGGCCAGUCAGAUCAAGUCGGGUGGGCAUGUCUCCGAGGUGGUCAUGGUGCAGGUGGGCCACGCUGAGACGUUACUGCCUCUGCUCACACUGUUGGACCUGUUUAAAGACAGUGUUCCUCUCAACUCUUCCAACUUUGCCUCUCACCGUGGGCGAGUGUUCCGUACCGGUCUGAUUGUACCAUAUGCCGCCAACCUGCUGAUGGCACUGUUUGACUGCCCUGACGGACUCCGGCUGCAGGCACGGCUCAACGAGCAACCUUUGACCCUUCCGGGCCUCGAUGACCUUUCACCUCUGUACCAGGAUGUGAGAAAACGAUAUGAAAAGCUGCUGCAGGGAUGCAACCAGGAUGCGGUGUGCAUGAUGGACAGCUAA